Molecule: messenger RNA, 2217 nt
Organism: Calypte anna (Anna's hummingbird)
Lineage: Eukaryota; Metazoa; Chordata; Aves; Apodiformes; Trochilidae
Gene: FAM234A
Product: family with sequence similarity 234 member A
Exons: 12
Coding region: 16-1797 (593 amino acids)
Molecular function (GO): protein binding
Source: RefSeq, a predicted model, not a curated record
UUUCACAGGGCUGGGAUGCUGAACCUCCCAAGUGGCUUCUCAUCUGUGGAGGUGUCAGAGAGCUUUGGUUUCUCCCUGUACAGAAGAUGCUGGUGUGGAGGGGGAGAGGGGUGUCUGAAGGCCGAUGAGGGAGCUGUGAUGGAUAACAAGGACUCAGAAGCUGAGAUCCACCCUCUGAAAACAGAGGACGUGAAAAUUCAGGAGAACCAUGAGAACUCUGUGGAGAGGAGGAUUCUCACCAAGCAGUCCUCCCAGCUGUCCCGCCUGUCCCGCUGGCGCACUGCUGCCUUCUUCAUCUCCUUGUUUCUCUGCCUGAUAAUUGUCUUUGCUUUCUCCUUCAUCAUUCCUUGCCCAGAGAGGCCAGUUUCAGAAAGGACCUGGUUCCGAAACUACGACGAUGCAGUGGCCUACCAGUUCCUUGCUAUAGAAGAUGUGAACGAAGACAAAGUGCAGGACGUCGUCUUUGCCUUCAGAGCUGGCAACGGCAGCAGCAGCUUCAACACAUCCUGUCUGGAUGAAGGUCUGCCUUCUCCCUGUGCCUUCGUUGCUGCUGUGUCUGGCACCAAUGGCAGAGCACUCUGGGAGAGGCCAGCAGCUGAGGAGGUGAUGUGGCUGGAGUGUGGCAUCAGGCAGCUCGGGGGGGCUGCAGCCCCUGGAUGCCUGGUGGUGGGGAAGCCGCCGGCUUUGACAGCGCUCGACCUGCGGACGGGGGAGGUUCAGUGGAGACAGCCCAGUGACUUUGGAGCUAAUUCUAGUGUGCUGCCUCCCGUGGCAGUGAUUCCAGAUGUGGACAGUGAUGGAGUUCAGGACCUGAUAAUCUUUGUUGCUACAGGAGAUCAGAUUAAGACCUUCAUCCAUUCAGGAAAACAUGGCAAGCAGAUUGGCUCUGCUGGGAGCCUGGAGGUGGGUGGGAGAGCUCACUGCAUCAGGCUGAACCUGGGCUCCUCCUCCUACUUCCUUUUCUAUACAGAGAACUCUCUCUAUGCAUAUUCCCUGAAAGAUCUGUACAGUGCAGCAACUGGGAUGGAAAUGAAGCUUCCCAGCCUUGACCAAGAUCCUCAGUGGGAGAAGAACAUUGACCGCCCCACACACCGCCUGUCCCUGCUCAGCUCUGGAGACAUUCGUUACCUGGCCAAAAUCCCCAGGCAGUCACGAGAGAACAUCUUGGUUGUGGACUCAGAGGUGGCCAUGCUGAUCAACACACAGAACCUGCAGACUUUGUGGACCCUCAACUCGUCCCGUGUCAUCAGUGAACCCCUGCUUGGUUACUACAAACCUGAUGUUCUUGGCAUUGUCCUUGAGAGCGAGAUGGGGCCCAACAGAAAGAAGGUGAUGAUUGUUGAGAGUGGAUCUGGAGCAGUCCAGUGGGACCUGAAGCUGAGCUCCCGAGCAGAGAGCCCCGGCCCAGCCGUGCUUCCCACUGCAGAUCAUCGCUCUGCCUUCCUGUUCUGGGGGGAAUACCAGGCACCAGGGAACCAAACGAGAUCCAGAGCCCCUCUGCAGAAGCUGUAUCUUUUCCAUCCUUCCUACACCAACGUCCUCUUGGAGCUCCGCAAUAGCACAGACCAAAUAAUUGGGUUCACUGCCGCGCUGUUCGAGCGGAGCCGUCACGCCUGCUACGUGCUGCUGAGGGGCCCUCAGCCCGGGCAGGAGCCAGGGCUCGUGUCUCUGAUGAAGAGGAAGGUGAAGGAGGACAUCUCCCAGAGCAGGGUGAUCUGGCUGAACCAGGUGGCUGUGGACAGUGAGCAGUACGUCCGGGACCGCCUCUACAGGAUGCGAUUCCAGAGCCGAGUGUGAGCUCGCCGAGGGAAGGGCAGAGACUGCCCUGGCCUGGGGGUCUCUGAGGGUCUUUCCUCUGCAGCCCUGCUCCUGGCAAACCCAGGCCACCAGCUCCAUCUGCAAACCAAAGCAUAGCUGGCAGGGAGGCACCUGCAGUGCCUGGGGACCCCUGGGCUGCGGGGGCAGCUGCCAACCCAUCUGUCCCCAGAGCUGAUGGGACUUCAGUGCUUGGCCAGCACUGAAGUGUUGUCAGCUCGGAGCAGAAGGCUUUCCCCUCCAUCCUUCCGUGCCCAGCCUGGGUCUGGAGAACACCACAUGCUUGCUGGGGGUGCUGGAGCUGGUUGUUUCUUGGGUGCUUGCUUGAGAAGCGUGGAGCUUCCGUGUGUGGAAUUCCAUGCUCGUAUUCCUGAGCUGGCUCUGCUGGCUGCAGGAGGGGCA